AUGUUCUCGUCAAUAGUCAAGUCAGCACGCUCUCUCUUCGCUGAGCCUGAAGAGGAAGAGAUUGCGUCUACUCAAUCACCUCGACCUCGAACCAGAGCGUCUGCAAGGCUUGCGGAGAAAGCCUCGCCAGCGAACGGAAUGGUCACAACAAGGAGACAGUCUCGUGGUCUCACCGACAGCGCAAGUAGCACACCAAUCAAAAGCCCACGCAAGAGGCAGACUGCUACUGCUGCGGCGGCUACUGCACCUCUUCCCAGUACUCCCAUAACAACGAGGAAACGAAGAAGACUAGAACCGGAUAACGGCGAAGAUGAUGACUCGCCAGCGGUUUUCCAAACUCCAGCUACCUCAAAAAAGAGUGCGCAGCGCAUGUUUGGAGAUGAUGAGCCCGAAAGUGCGAUCAAAACUAAGCAAGCGAUAAAGAAUUCUUCCGAUGAGGGAGAGGAGGUGAGCGAAGAGGAGGAUGAAGAGGAAGUAGAGGGAGAGAGCUCUUCGGAUGAGCCGGAGACUGGGGCUGUCUCGACAUCCUUCCAGCCUGCCUCCAAAGAGUCCAAUAAAUCAGUCACUGUAAAUGAGUCCACAAAGGAGAAUGGCACGGCCAAAUCGAAAUCCACUCAUGUUCGGUUCGGCAGUGAAGAACCGGAGCUGCCGAGCGUUGAUGCUGCUAGUGCACAAGAAGACGCAGAGCAAAAUGGAGACGAGGAAGAGGAAGAGGAAGAAGAAGAUAGCGAUGAUGAUGAUGAGGCUCCCGAAGCUGUUACGGUUUCUUCUGGACGUGCACAGGCAGAAGCACAGGCAUUGGAGGCCGCCAAGGCAGCGAAAAGUCUAGAGGAUGCCAAGCGAAAGAAGAGACAAGAACGGGAUGCGUUCUUCAAACAGCAAGCCGAAACUUCCCAAAAGCCGAAGAAACGAAAAACGCAGGAAAAGGAUGAAGCCCAUUCCGACGAGGAAAUGGAAGACGGGUCUGGUGGCCUCUCGAGUAAAUCCGGUCUCCCAGCCCUUCUUCCCGAAGAAAUUCUCAUGGCUGAACCUACCAUGAGACCGCCUACGCCAGAGUUUGAGAAUGACCAGACAGCAAAGCCCGCCGCGGUCACUAAGCGACACAAAUACUUUGUGGAUGAGAAACCAAUCAAGGACAAGAGGCGCGGCGACGUAAACGUUCGGGUUCUGGACAAAGCAAACGGGCGUCUGGCGCCAAAAGGAUCAAAGUCGAGCAAGAACGUCCGCGAGGCUUGGCUAGCUGGAUGUCGGGGACGUGCGGGAGCUGGUGGUGGGACGGAGCGACGCAAGAUGGGUGGCGGCUUUGUUCGGCGCUGA
Messenger RNA from Xylona heveae TC161, 1317 nucleotides. RefSeq lists its product as hypothetical. Gene Ontology annotation, biological process: rRNA processing. The record is from RefSeq and is a predicted model, not a curated record. NCBI's taxonomy places the organism in Eukaryota, Fungi, Ascomycota, Xylonomycetes, Xylonales, Xylonaceae. Bases 1 to 1317 code for a protein of 438 amino acids. Gene Ontology annotation, molecular function: snoRNA binding. The transcript is spliced from 2 exons.